AUGCAGCAACCAUUCCAACAUGAGGACAUUCUUCCCUCGAUCCUUUACUUUGGCACACCAACAGCCCUAAUUGGCACACUUCCACCCAAUGCCUCACCGAGCACCAAGCCUAACAUUGGACCAAUGAGUUCGGUCUUCUGGUUAGGCAAUCAUUGUGUACUUGGUCUGGCAGCCGAGUCUUACACGACACAAAACAUUAUUCUCCUGACUGAUCACUCAUCACAGCGCAACGGGAGAAUGUACCAUCUCCCUGCCUCAUCUGCACUUGCCGCCAAUGUAAAUGCCAUCGCUCGCACUACAGGCACGGAAGUCGUUCCGCCAGGCAAGAUCGACCGCAACUACGUCUACUGCGGCGACAAGUUCGCUCUCGGUAGUUUCACGCAACUACCCUCCGUCCACAUUGCAGCUCCCGGCAUCGCGGAGUGCCCUAUCGUCAUGGAAGCCAAACUUGUCCAGACAAUAGACCUGUUCAACGACACAGAGAUGCCCGGAGUCAUCAAGUGCUUCGAGGUCAAGAUCCUCAAUGUCCGCAUCAAUCCCGAGCUGCGAAUGGAAGGUCAAGGCAAGGAGAACUACAUCGAGCCUGACAAGUGGAAGCCGUUGAUCAUGAUGUUCUCCCACUUCUACUCACUGCAAGACGGCAAGCUAGGUACUAGUCGCUUGGCCGAGAUCCCUGAGGAGAAGUAUCGUGGACUUACUGACUACGGAGAUGGGGGGCCGCUUGAGCGGAUUGGCAGUGCUGAUCGUUUGCCUCGUGGUGAAGGCAGAUAG
Molecule: messenger RNA, 771 nt
Organism: Cyphellophora attinorum
Lineage: Eukaryota; Fungi; Ascomycota; Eurotiomycetes; Chaetothyriales; Cyphellophoraceae
Exons: 3
Coding region: 1-771 (256 amino acids)
Source: RefSeq, a predicted model, not a curated record